CCCAACCCCACCGGCUCCGGAAGCGCCUCGGCAGACGCCGGCACGUGACCGUGACGUCACGCGCGCGUCUGCGGUCUGGGCCGGGGGUUCGCGCGUUGGCCGUCGCUCGUGGUUGCCGUCUCUUAGAGUGUCGCUGUUUCUGUCGCGGCCUUGCGGCCCGUGAGGGCUACAGCAUGUACCACAGCAGCAGCCAGAAGCGGCACUGGACCUUCGCUAGCGAGGAGCAGCUGGCGCGCCUGCGGGCGGACGCCAACCGCAAAUUCAAGUGCAAAGCUGUGGCUAACGGGAAGGUUCUUCCAAAUGAUCCAGUGUUUCUUGAGCCUCAUGAGGAAAUGACACUUUGCAAAUACUAUGAAAAAAGAUUAUUGGAAUUCUGUUCAGUGUUUAAACCAGCUAUGCCACGGUCUGUUGUGGGUACAGCUUGUAUGUAUUUCAAACGUUUUUAUCUUAAUAACUCCGUAAUGGAAUAUCACCCUCGGAUAAUAAUGCUUACUUGUGCAUUUUUGGCCUGCAAAGUAGAUGAAUUCAAUGUGUCUAGUCCUCAGUUUGUUGGAAAUCUUCGAGAGAGUCCUCUUGGACAGGAGAAGGCACUGGAACAGAUUUUGGAAUAUGAACUACUACUUAUACAACAACUUAAUUUUCACCUUAUUGUCCACAAUCCAUAUAGACCAUUUGAAGGCUUCCUCAUUGAUAUAAAGACUCGAUACCCCAUGUUGGAGAAUCCGGAGAUUUUGCGGAAAACAGCUGAUGAUUUUCUUAGUAGAGUUGCGUUGACAGAUGCUUAUCUUUUGUACACACCUUCACAAAUUGCCCUGACUGCCAUUUUAUCAAGUGCCUCUAGGGCUGGAAUUACUAUGGAAAGCUAUUUAUCAGAGAGUCUAAUGCUGAAAGAAAACAGAACUUGCCUGUCACAGUUACUAGAUAUAAUGAAAAGCAUGAGAAACCUAGUAAAAAAGUAUGAGCCGCCCAGGUCUGAAGAAGUUGCUAUUCUGAAACAGAAGUUGGAGCGAUGUCAUUCUUCUGACCUUGCACUUAAUGUGGUUACGAAAAAGCGGAAAGGCUAUGAAGAUGAUGACUAUGUAUCAAAGAAACCCAAACAGGACGAGGAGGAAUGGACUGACGAUGACCUGGUAGAUUCUCUCUAACCAUUAUAAAUGACUGCAGCAAUACUUAUUAACCAGUGGAAGUAGGAAGCAUGUCUGACAUUUUACUUUUUUAAAAAACAGUACAAUGUGAAAACAUCAAAAUAUAUUAAACUUUUCUAGCUGUGUAUAUUUUCUUUGUGAUUGUUUUUUAUAAAAUAUAGCUUCAAAAGAGGCUGAAUGCCACCUAGUUUGUUCAAUUCAUAACCCACUAGGAUUAGUAGCAAACCAUGUCCUCCUGUGGUGGCCAAAGUCAAACUGUGGUACACUUCCUUAUAUUGUUCUAGACAAACUAUAAUAAACAAACCUUUCCAUUUAGAAGCAAUAUACCAGAAAAACAAAAAAAACUGAACAAUAGGGUAAACAUUUGAAGAGCUAAGGAAGCAGGUUUCCUCCUCCAGAAGCUCUUACAAAUGCUUCUCAGAUAUUUCUCCAGUAGACUAUGAUUUUAGUUAAUUAUACCUCAUUCUGCUAUUUUCACAAAUACAGAUUGGGGAAAAUGAUAAUGCCUGCUCCUGAUAGAUUAGUCACAGCAGUGCUUGACAUACCAGUAUUUAUUUGCUGUAUAUUAAUAGUAGGUGUUACAGUUAAGACCAAUUUGCAGAUAGAUAUGCAUAUAUUAGACCAGUGUUUUGUUCUGAUGUUUCUUUUUCUGGAACACGGGCUUGAAGAAAUUGUGAGGAACUCAACUACCUUGAACCUAAGUCUACCCAGCUUACAUAUUCCAUGACACAGUUCCCAGGAGGGCAAGGAGCAUUGUCAUUAUGUUUAUAAAUGGAGAUACUUACUCUAUAUGCAUGUUCAACUCUAAUAUUUUUAUGACUUGAGUUUUGUUUUCCUUUGAAAUAAAAUUAAUAAAGUAGGGCUUUAUAAAAGUAGAGUAAAAAUGAACACUUUAUGCCCAAGUAUAGUUAAACAACAUGCUAGACUAUAGACAGAACUGCAUGCUCGCAGCGUGUCUCUGUUUUUCUUUCAGAUCACUAAAAAGUUUGGCAUCAGAGCAAGGGGCACAUGUUUCUCAGAAAAUUUCCUACUCAGCCCUGUUUAAAAUAAGUUUGAAAGAUUUUAUUUCAUCACUGACUAUCUAGUUACUACAGGGCCUAAAAAGUCCGUAUAAUGCCAAGAUCAUAGAAAUCAUUCAUUAAAAGACAAAACGAAAAUUAGACAACUUACGGUGGAAGUAUUUCUGAAGCCAUGAAUAUUUUCUCCACAAGCUCUGAAAGUAUGCUCAAUAGGUGUGCUAAAUUAGUGUUCACAUCUUCAUUUUUUUCUAACUUUGAUGGACUUAACUAAGAGAAAUACAAAUUUAUUUUUUGUGAUGAUUGAAUUUCAAGUAAAUUGUGUUAAACGAGCAGUUAUUUUCAAAGCUGUUACUUGUUCCACAUAUAUGGAGUAAGUUUGCUAAAAUUCAUUCUCGUUUCUCAACUGAAUAUAUAACUACUCAGUUCUCUUUAUCUGAGAAGAAAAGGUGUUUUUAGUGAGGUUCAACUUAGUGGCUAAGGAAAAUAAUCAAAAUAUAUUAAGUAAAAGCACAACCCUUCUCAGAAUUUUUCAAGAACACCCCUCCUCCUCACCAUCCAACUUUUCUGGUCUGCUAGAUUCAUCUACAAAUCUGAAAAGCUAUGUCAGCUUUCAUAGGAAGGGUAAUUAUGGGAUUACCCUCAACUUAAAUCACUCAUUUUGUUGUGGCAGAAUUAACAUUUUACAGCUCCAAAUGUUGAAAAGUAUUUCUUUAUUUUACUGACACUAUAUCAAGCCUAAAAAUUUAUACUAACUUUCUUUGAAAUUGCUCUGUACCAUUCAUGAAGUAGAAUAGUCAUGUAAGAGCGAUUCUACUCAUAAUGGUAUGGGCUGCCUAUAAACUCACAGUGGAAACUUAAUCAUCUUUAAGAGAUUAUUUCAUUUUCUUUGAAUCCCCAUCUUCUAUAAAAUAACCCAGAAAUCCCUCUAAGAAGAAGAUGUUAUGUUAGUCAAGGUGAGCACCCUUGAAGCUUGACUUUGGCUGCUGACAUGGCACUAUCCACAUGGGAAAUUCCACAUCCAACUUCACACCAUGGGCAAACCAUAGCACAAGCCUCCAAGAACUCGUGUAAAAUUAACUUCAGUCAUAAGACUUAGGUUCUAUCCCAAGGAUACUUUAUUGUGUAUAUGAAACCAUCUAAAUUUUUUAAAAUACUUUUUCCAACAAGAUACUCAACAUGUACAACAAAAGUCCCUAGAAAAGUGUUGAAUUUAUAUACAUUUUCUUAAAGUAAGGUAUAAUUAAUUGAUCAUUAAUAUAAUAAGAGAAAUGCUCAAAGAGCUUUGUAUGUGCUCAAGGAGAGGUGGUUUAUAAAUAUAUUAGAGAAUAUGAUUGUACUGAUAAAUUUCAGAAAUGAUGUACUUUCCUAAAGAUGUAAUUUGUUAAACUUUUCAUUAAAAUAUGCUAUUUUCUGCAAAGAUUAAAACUAUAAAUUCUUA
Molecule: messenger RNA, 3602 nt
Organism: Mastomys coucha (southern multimammate mouse)
Lineage: Eukaryota; Metazoa; Chordata; Mammalia; Rodentia; Muridae
Gene: Ccnh
Product: cyclin H
Exons: 10
Coding region: 174-1145 (323 amino acids)
Biological process (GO): regulation of cyclin-dependent protein serine/threonine kinase activity; regulation of transcription by RNA polymerase II; DNA-templated transcription
Cellular component (GO): nucleus; transcription factor TFIIK complex
Molecular function (GO): cyclin-dependent protein serine/threonine kinase regulator activity
Source: RefSeq, a predicted model, not a curated record